Molecule: messenger RNA, 1152 nt
Organism: Rotaria socialis
Lineage: Eukaryota; Metazoa; Rotifera; Eurotatoria; Philodinida; Philodinidae
Source: the annotation of a GenBank genome assembly
AUGAUAGAAUAUAUCUUGCUGGUGGUAGACAGGCAUACAAGUAUUUUUGCUACAAACACGUUUAUUCGUCGUUCUUUUCUUCCUAUUUUAUUCGCUUUAUUAUUUUCUCAAUAUGUAAAUUCAUGUAAAAAUUUUCUUGCCCAAUAUUGUAUUGAUAUUGCCAUCGGAUCUGAUUCCAUAUCAAACAUAAAAUGUGUUCAACUUGUUCCCGUUGAAUUAGAUCCAUCAUUUAUCUAUCCGGUAGAAAAUUAUAUUGUUAAAAAAGGUUAUACAUGCUAUGAUAUUUUUACAUUUGAUUCACCAGCAACAACAAUUUUUUCUAAUGAAUGUCGUGAACAAUGUCCGGAAGAGUAUUGUCUUCUGUUUGAUAAUCAAUCCAAUAGAUCGAUUAGAAAUAUAUUUUAUCCAGAAUCAUCGGACGAUCAACUAUUUAAUCUUGAAAUUAAUAGUAGUUCAUCCUAUGAUUAUCUCCUAUUUGACAAGUGUAGCGCAAGCAAUCGUACUAAUCAAAUAUUACUUAUCGUUGUUUGUGUACUUGUUGGUUUUAUUGUUGUAUUAACAAUAGCCAUUGUUUUCAAAUAUGUAAUCAGCGCUAGAUACAGAAGACGACCUGAAGAAUAUGAACCAUACAAUUGGCGAUGGUUGGUUGAUUUGUUUUUGUGUCGAACUUCGGAAAACAAAUCGAUAUCGAAUAGACACGAGAGAAAUAUCAAUAAUUCAGAGGUAUUCGAUCAUUCUAUUCAGGGGAACAUUGACGAACAAGAAUCUUAUUCAAGAAACAAGUCUAUUAAUACAAUGCCACCAUAUACGAUCAGUGACGGUAGUUCGAAUGACACGCGAGAACGAUACAACAAUAACAGUCAUUCAACAACUGACCAUAGCUCGGAGGAACCUACUCUUGCUGUUUCACCUAUGACAAUUAGGUUAAAUGCAGUUAUUCGUAACGAUGAAGCAUCCAUUUAUGUUGAAAAGGAUGACGAUAUUAAUGAUUUUCCAGAAACAACUGAAAAUCAUUAUCAUUCGUCAUUACCAGUUCUAAUUCAAAAAUUAUCAUCUGGAGCUCAUCAAACUGUAUCAUUUCAUUAUCAUGCAGAAGGAUAUCACAAAUUGGAUAAAGAUUCAUCUAUAGAAAUUAUUACUACCAGACACUAA